This is a messenger RNA of Malaya genurostris, 4414 nucleotides long. It is a transcript of the gene Notum, whose product is annotated as palmitoleoyl-protein carboxylesterase NOTUM. Bases 1197 to 3386 code for a protein of 729 amino acids. Lineage: Eukaryota; Metazoa; Arthropoda; Insecta; Diptera; Culicidae. Gene Ontology annotation, molecular function: hydrolase activity. The record is from RefSeq and is a predicted model, not a curated record. The transcript is spliced from 5 exons.
GGAGUGAGAUGUUCUGUGCGCUCUGCUGAAGAUCGAAGAUCUUUGUCGAUACAAGUUGCAGCUGGUGGCUGAGCAUAAACGUAUAGUAAAAGAGAGUAUUGUCUGUUGUGCCGGGCUCUGCUGGUACGAGACCGAACGAUAAGAGUGUGCUGGAAUUUGAAAUAUUUCGUCCGUGACCGUGGACCGCGUGAGGCGCAGUUGAUACGCAAAUUAACUCGCGCUGUUUUUUUUUCAACCCGUACGUGCAAUAAUACGCGAGAAAGAGGUUUGCCGCCCGAAAAAGAAAACACAUGCAGCAGAGGAAGAAAACAUUAAUCGCGAUCUUUCGCGCUUUGAUUAAUUAAGUGUGUCUUAGGCGCGCACGCCUUCCGCGUCUUUGGCGGUGCAUAUUUUGAAAUUUUUCGGAAGUUUUUUUGAUCUUCAAUCAGAAAAGCAACCGAUUUCUGGCUACCAGCGAAAGGGUAGGCCAAUGAAGGCAGAUAGAAAGUGAGCUGUGGUACUGAAGAGAAGAGUCACCCGCAAGGAAUGAGCCGACGAGAGUCAGCCGUGAGUUCGGUCUGGUGUUUUAGCAACUGAAUAAUUGUGAUGAUGAAGGUAUGCAGAAUUCCCUAGUCUUCGUAGGGCCGUGACAAGUGCGAUAAUGGAAAAUUUACGUGACCAAUAACUGGGCAGCAAUUUGGUAUCAUGCGAUUCAAUACACAAUCGAAGAAAGUUGCAAGCUUUUGGAUGCAUUCGUGUGGUGUGGUUUGCUGACCUGAAGCGCACUGUGAACAAGCCUGUACUAAAAGCAGGUGGUGGUGCCGGAAAGAAUUCGAUUGGAAUGCGAUGGAUAUGUAAAAGUGACGAAACGGCGUUGGUAGGGAAAGUUCCGUGUUGAUCGCGCUUCAGUCGUUCGUAAGACUCUACGAGUCAUCUGAAAGAAAUUUAAAACAUACUACUUUUUUUCGGGCAUCCUUGGUUCAAACAGAGUUAUUAAUAAUAACAACGACAUCAAAGUAAAGUGCAUGGCUAACUACAACAGCACUGGCAUCUGCGGUAGUUCUAGUGGCAGUAGUGAAAGUAAAUUCAACUCGAUCAAAGUGAGUUUUUCCGAUUGGAGAAUUAAAUGCUUCUUCCAUAAAAAGUAGUUCGACAUCAAAGAAAAGAAAAACCAUUCGGAGCCGAAGCCGAAGUUCAAACGGUUGCCGUUGUUUUGAAUGCGCUCUCCUAGGAGCGGGUCGUACCGAACCGGCGGCGGGAAGGCGACGCAGCAGUGUUUUGAUUUCUCUGCAUCGCAACGUGGAGAAGUGUCGUGGCGCAAGAUGCGGUGCAAUAAUGCUGGCGGUGCUCUGAUGGCAACCAUCGCAACCAUGGUCCUGAUUGUGACGCAUUCCAUCGGUCCCUGUCAAUGCCGGGCCGCCAUGGCAGGAAUAAAUGGGAAUCAAGCGAAUGGCGGCGGUAGUCGUCUACGGAUGGCCAAUAUUUCCAUCGAAAGUAAUUCGAUUCAGCGAUUAGUUGGUGAAACGGCAGCCGCUCAUGAAAUGUCAUUAUCCGGUGCGCUGUUGACGGGCGAUGCAGUCGUCAGUUAUAACAGUGCUGGCAGUCACGGUUCGAGCAAUAAUCCGCCCCCACCGAGGAUGGUUCAGAAGGAGCUGAAGAGGGUGUUUUUAUCGAACCGAACGGUGACUUGCAACGAUGGAUCCCAGGCGGGAUUCUAUCUGAGAAAGUCUCCCGGAUCUAGGCGGUGGGUGGUGUUUUUCGAGGGAGGUUGGCAUUGCUACGAUCAUAAAUCGUGCCGUGCCAGAUGGUUGAAGCUACGUCACCUAAUGACCUCGGCACAAUGGCCUGAGACAAGAGAUGUUGGUGGACUCCUAUCACCAUUGCCUUCGGAGAAUCCUUACUGGUACAAUGCAAAUCAUGUAUUUGUGCCCUACUGUAGCAGUGAUUCAUGGAGCGGAACUAAGGUCAAGCCGGAUAUGCGAGAUGGGCUACGUUUCAUGGGAUCAUUGAUCGUUCGGCAAGUGAUUUCGGAUUUGAUUCCACUUGGCCUGGGCCAUUCGCAAGGUGCCGAUCUACUGAUGGCAGGCUCUUCGGCCGGUGGACUUGGUGUGAUGCUUAAUCUGGACAUGGUUAGAAGUUUUCUGCAAAACGAAAGAGGAUUGACAGUGAGUGUGAGAGGUGUGAGUGACUCUGGUUGGUUCUUAGAUAGAGAACCUUACACUCCUGGAGCUCUGACUGCCUCUGAAGCCGUUCGCCAAGGCUGGAGAAUGUGGAAUGGAGCACUUCCACCGGCCUGUGUCACAGAACAUUCCAAAGAACCCUGGCGUUGCUAUUUUGGUCAUCGAUUGUACAACACACUGAAAUCACCCUUAUUCGUCUUCCAAUGGCUGUUCGAUGAAGCCCAGAUGCGAGCUGAUCACGUCGGUGCUCCGGUAACACCCCAGCAGUGGGAUUACAUUCACGAUAUGGGCGGAGCACUACGGGAAUCGCUGAACAACGUGACGGCGGUAUUUGCUCCUUCCUGUAUCGGCCAUUCCGUGCUGACGAAGCGGGACUGGUUGAAUAUCAGGAUCGACGAUAUCAGUUUGGUUGAUGCAAUGCGCUGUUGGGAACAGUCAGACGUGCGUGAGAAGCAGGUUCAGAGGCGACAAUCGAACAGAAAUCCUAAUCCACAGAAGCUGCGCAGGAAGCAUAAUGGCGGGAGACAGAAAAAGCAACCGAACGAUAUGGGCAGCAACGGUUCUACGGUGCAGCAAAAUGGUGAACCGAAGAGACCCAAGCUGACCAAAGAGGAGCGCGAAAAACGACGCCAGGAAAGGCGGGAGCGCCAGAACCAACGUCGAAUAAAUCGAUUGAACAAGAACAACGGGCGAGAAGGUGGACGGAACCACACUCGCCAUCAGCAAAAACAUGAAGAAUCCCAAUCAACAAAUGUUCCUAGACUAGAACGGUCACCAAAUAGUAUCGGCAACGGUAAUAAUAGUCUUAACAGUAGUCUUAACUCAAAUAAACAAAACCAACCACAGCUAAACGUUCGACAUCGGUUGCGGAAUCAGAACAAGAAACGUCUGAAUCAUAAAAAUCGGAACCGAAAGAAUAUGAACAAUAACCGGAAACAUCGACAGCAGCAAAACCGGAACGCUGCAAUGGCCUUUGGGCAGGAUAUCGCCGAACCAAAGAAGUGCUCGUUGAGGCUACUGGAACGAUGUAGUUGGCCCCAGUGUAAUCACUCCUGUCCGACGUUGACGAAUCCGUUGACCGGUGAAGAGAUGAAAUUUCUCGAGUUGCUGGCAUCCUUCGGGUUGGAUAUGGAAGCGGUAGCUACUGCACUUGGCGUCGAUAUGCAAACACUCAACAACAUGGAUCAUGCGGAACUGGUGAACCUCUUGACGCAACAGGUCACGUAGCAUCAGACUACGAACAUUGGAAGAUUGUGUACAUAGCUGGACAAAAGUAAUAGAUAGGCGAUAACUUAUUUGCAUGUUAGCUGUAGUUGAUAUAUAGAGAAGAAUUUGAUUGAAAAAUUUAAUCAGAUGAAUUUUAUAUUUGAGCAAGAUGUGUUUCUAAGUUCAAAAUUUUAUGGUUAGCUUGAUGCAUGUCUCUGAUGGCUGACCAUCCUUUUAUUACGAUUCGGUCCAUGUUUAAUUUAGAAAUGCAGCUCACUUUUGUUGAGAUUAACUGUCAAUAGAUAGUGUACAUAUUGUGCUUUAAGCAGGGUAGCAGAGCGACAAAACAAACUAAACCAGACUGAAUCAUAAAUUAAAACUAUUUAUUUCUUAUAUUGCCAAUGCACGUGUAAAGAAAAUAUUCUAUAAAGAAAACCAAGCCCCAAUUUUAUAAAAACCUAGAAUAGCGACAAUUGCCCCAGUACUUAGCGCCUUAAGAGAUAAUAUUCUGUAAUAUAUUAAAUUGUACUCUUAGAUGGAAUACCGCCUAAAUGAAUUGAGUUGUAUUUAUUUUGCUUUAAGAAACCAGUCUGUAAAUACUAGAACCCUAAGCCACUCGAAAUUACUACCUCACCGAUCACUAGCAUAACAGCACACUAAUGCCACUAUCCGCUACAUAGUACAGCACUCGAAUAGUAAAUGAGCAACCUAAUUCGAAACAAAGUGAACAGACUGCAAACGAAUCAUAUAUUGUACCUGCUAUUAGUCAUAGUUGUAAAAGUACUAGCAAUGCUUUGAUUUUUCGACCUCCAGUGCUCGCUCACUCCUGGCUGCUUCGUAGUUGCAUCAGAGAAAAGUGGGAUUUUUUAGAAACCCGUCUCCUUUUUAACGAUCGGUUGCUUAUAGAGAGAGAGGGCACACGAAAUUUGUUUCUUUGUCUCUGUUUACGAGAAAUUCUAGAUGGUAAUGAAAUUGUAUAUAGUAAUUUAUACGACCACGAAUGACAACACUGUAAUCAGCGUAUUUGUUGAACAUAAAUCAAAAGCCAA